UGGCUCUCUGCUGCAUGGCUGGAUUAUGUUUGCACUCACGGCUCACAACGUUCAGUCUAGCAUGAGACACCCACGGGUGAGCACCCCACUUUUCACACACUAAAGGUGCUGAAAGGGACCUAGCACUCCAGGGAGACCAGCUGCCCAGGGGCCAACAGCACGAUGUUCAGCAGCACCUACAGGCGUGAGGUGCGCAAGGAGAAGUACGAGCGCUCGGAUGUGUUCGAAGAGGAGCCAGAGGACAGCUCUGCAGCCAUGUCCGCCAUCCAGGGCUGGGAGAACCUGCAGGAGCUCAACAGCCGCUUCGCCCGCUACAUCAACAGAGCACGAGUCCUAGAGCAGAGGAACGCCGUCUUCAGAAAGCAGCUGGAGACACUGCAGCGCAUGGACGAGACCAACGGGCUGGAGGAGGCCUUCUGUGAGCAGAUCCAGUUCAACAAAGAGCGACUCCGAGAGCUGGCAUCAGAGCACAACAAGCUGGAGAGAGAGCUGAGAGAAGCCUGCCGCAUGCUGGACGAGUACACCACCAAGUACAGGGAGGAGUGUGACUACCAGGAGCAGCUGCGGGGAACACUGGAGCAGCUGAACAAGGAGGCUGACAGCAUCCUCCUUCAAAACCUGGAGAGCCAGAUCCAGUGCCAGUUCCUGCAGGAUGACAUCAGCUCAACAAAAGAAAGACACAAGAAGAACCUGGCAGAGAUCCAAACCUACGUGAACAUUCUGCAACAAAUCAACCAGACCCUGCCUGUUGUUCCCAAUGUGUCUCUGGGCAUCUCUGAGGAGCAGGAGAAGCUGUUAGCCCAGAGGAAGGUCCCGGGUCUGCAGGGUCAGCUGGAGGAGUACAAGAGCGCCCUCUGUCAGCUGCAGGGGCAAAGACAGCGGCUGCAGAGUGAGAAUAAGAUGUUAGAACAGGCCAUCAAGAGCACCCAGGAGAGCUACGAGGACGAACUCCAGAUGUACAAUGAGCAAAUCGAAUCUUUGAGGAAGGAGAUUGAAGAAGCCGAGAAGUCCCUGGAGAAGUUCACCAAUGAGUGCCGCCACCUGGCCAUGUACCAGAGCUCCCUGGAGAACGAGCUGGAGCGUUACAAGAGGAUCAUUGAGAACGAAGACAACAGGUUGAAUUCAGCGAUAAUUGGCACUCCCAUUACCCUGUUCUCCACUAAUUACCGCUACACCCACACCCCCUCCACGUCGAGCAGGGGGAGAGACAUCACCCAAGCUUUCCAGGAGAUCACCAACGUCAAACCACGCCAGAAGAACUUUGCCAAGAAGGGCCAGAAGAGGAGAGAUCUGACCGCCAGGGAUGUGAUCGACAGCUCCCAUGACGACAAAAUAUCUGGAGAAGAUCAUAUUGAACAAACCAAGAUCCAAUCAACUGGAGGGGUGCAGGAAAAGAUGGAAAAGGAACCGAAAUCUACCACUGUCUCCCCUCAAGACGUCCCGGACGGCGCCCAGAUCAGCAAGGCCUUUGACACACUGUGCAACAUUGUCCGGGAUAGAAUGAGGAAGUACAAGCGACCCGAGCCCAUUGCCGACUUCUACACCAAAGGACGCUACGUGCUAGUUACCGGCGACGCCAGCUACCCGGAUCCAUGUUUCUACACAACUACGCCAUCUGCUGGACAUAUCUACGUCACAAUCAGAGAUGGUAUGACGUCACCUUACGAUAUUUAUGGACCCGAUAUUCCUUCUCCGCCACCACCGCAACCCCAACCGCAACCACAACCACAACCGAUGCCAGAGCCGAGACCGUUAAGUCCGACCAUCCCAACGCCAAAAGAUGACCCCAAAGGACCAAAGGGUAAGGAUGGCGGAGGUAAGGCCAGGCACAAGAGCGGAGAUCCACACGGCAAAGACAAAGACACGAGUCCUGUGUCGCCCCCUAAUGGUCGGAAGGAGCCUAACUCAGGAGCAGAUCACCAACCCGGGAAGAAAGGCAAUGGUCCGGGCGGGCUUCCUCGUAUCCCAAGUUCCAGCUCGAGUUCUAGUAGCUCCAGCAGCAGCUUCAGUCCAGAUGGGAUGAAUUAUGAGAAGAUAGAGAUGAAGGAAACUGUUGAAAAGAUAUCCAAUGAUCGGAAGAUGAAGGGGUACGAGGAGACGUCACUGGUGGUGGAGACCAUGAUUGAGAAGUCCAGCAAGAAGAAGCACUAAAAUAAUAAUAAUAAU
Molecule: messenger RNA, 2166 nt
Organism: Periophthalmus magnuspinnatus
Lineage: Eukaryota; Metazoa; Chordata; Actinopteri; Gobiiformes; Gobiidae
Product: filensin
Exons: 8
Coding region: 163-2151 (662 amino acids)
Biological process (GO): lens fiber cell development
Cellular component (GO): cytoplasm; intermediate filament
Molecular function (GO): structural constituent of eye lens
Source: RefSeq, a predicted model, not a curated record